Molecule: messenger RNA, 286 nt
Organism: Cynara cardunculus var. scolymus (artichoke)
Lineage: Eukaryota; Viridiplantae; Streptophyta; Magnoliopsida; Asterales; Asteraceae
Product: glycine-rich RNA-binding protein 1-like
Exons: 2
Source: RefSeq, a predicted model, not a curated record
AUGGGUAAAAAGAGUGAUGAUUUGGUCACUCAUCUGAGAACAACUACUAUAACACAAGGUUCAAGACUACUUCUCGAAAAGAAGGCGGUCCAUGCUGAGCACAACUGGAUAGUCGUUAAAGGCGAAGGAGGAGAUGGGAUGGGUCCUGUAACAGGAGGACAUGAAGACACCGGAAACGAUGGUGGUGGUGGUGGAUAUGGUGAGGGUCCUGGAGGUGGAGGGGAUGGCGGAUAUGGUGGGGGUCCCGGAGGUGGAGGGGAUGGCGGAUAUGGUGGGGGUCCCGGAG